This is a messenger RNA of Larimichthys crocea (large yellow croaker), 4732 nucleotides long. RefSeq names its product neurocan core protein. Lineage: Eukaryota; Metazoa; Chordata; Actinopteri; Sciaenidae. The transcript has 20 exons. Bases 344 to 4036 code for a protein of 1230 amino acids. Gene Ontology annotation, molecular function: hyaluronic acid binding; calcium ion binding. Gene Ontology annotation, cellular component: perineuronal net; synapse. The record is from RefSeq and is a predicted model, not a curated record. Gene Ontology annotation, biological process: positive regulation of neuroblast proliferation; cell adhesion; central nervous system development.
GACGGCGGGAGCACCUUGCUGUGUGUGUAUGCGUGAGUGUGCAUGCGUCUGUGUGUGUGUGUGUGCGUGUCCAGAUCAAUGCGUGAGGAUGAACCGCGCAUAGGCUGGUGCUGCUGCUCAGUGAGGAGAGGAUAACGUUGAAGGAAGGAGCGGAAAGUCCAAGACUCGGAGCACACACACUCAUCACCCUGUAUCUGCCUCUGCAAAGUGCUGUUUCACCCUUGUUUCGCUCGUUUGCCGUCUCCGCACCCCUGUGGGAAGCUUUGGAGAGCAACCUGCACGGAGGCGCAAAGCUUUCGCACACAUUUCUGAGGAUUGCACCAUUUGUCAGUAAAGGUCCAGGAUGGUGCUCACUGUGUGUGCAGCUGGGCGGCAGAUCCUCUUUGCUCUGAUGCUGCUGCUCUAUUUAGGUUUGGGUGAAUCCUCCUCCAUAGUGAACAUGCGUAGGAUCACCCAUCCUACAGUACAACAAAUGCUGGCAGGCAAAGCCGUCCUCCCAUGUGUCUUCACCCUCCAGACCAGCUCCUCCAACGAGCCUUCCCACCUCCUGUGGACUCAUAUCAGGCUACCAGCAGGAGGACAGGGCGCUCCUCUGGAGCAGAUUGUACUUUCUGCUAAAGGUGAUGUAAUCAAGGUGAAUAAGGCUUUCAGCGGCCGCGUCAUGCUGCCAGGAUACACUGCCAAUCCUCUGAAUGCUACCAUGGAGAUCUCCAAUCUCCGUACCAACGACUCAGGCACUUACCACUGUCAGGUUGUCAUGGGUAACGACUAUGAGAGAGACUCUGUGCCCCUGGUGGUCUCCGGUGUGGUGUUUCACUACCAGGCUCCCAGCGCCCGCUACGCCCUUUCAUUUACAGAUGCCCACCAGGUCUGCCAGGAAAUCUCGGCUCAGAUGGCCACACCAGCCCAGCUGUGGGCAGCAUACUAUGACGGCUUCGCCAGCUGUGCAGCUGGAUGGCUGGAUGAUCAGACUGUCCGCUAUUCUGUCCAGAUGCCAGAGCUUGGUUGCUAUGGACACAAGGAGUACUCUUCUGGAGUGAGGAAUUAUGGGAAGAGGGGCCCGAAAGAGCUGUUUGAUGUGUACUGUUUUGCGAAAGAACUGGAUGGUGAGGUGUUUCACUCCUCGGUUCCAGGCAGGUUGUCUCUGUCCUCAGCCUCAGACCGCUGUGUGUCCUUGGGGGGUCAGCUGGCCACAGUAGGGCAGCUGUAUCUGGCCUGGAGGGCCGGCCUGGACAGCUGUGCCCCAGGCUGGUUGUCUGAUGGCAGCGUCCGCUACCCAGUGACUUGGCCUCGCCCGGACUGUGGAGGGAGCCAACCGGGAGUACGCACCGUCAAACCCAACAACACUGCUGACAACACCACAGCGCUAUAUGAUGCCUACUGCUACAGAGGUAAAGUGAAGAAUUCGGGCUCCAUUUCUCAGAUCUACACCUCCCUGUGGAAACCCUGGAGCUACCUCACAGGCUCAAGUGAUGCUGACUCCGCAGGGACAGGCAGUACUGACUUGACUACACAGCCAAUCGCCACUACCAGAGGGUCCUCAGAUGUUUCACCUUCAAACUGGACAGGAUUGGUCGACCUAGAGGAAGAGACCUCCCUUCACAGCACUGACGCUUCCUCAGACCCAUGGUCCUCAGAGUCUUCAGGGUCAUUUGUGACCCUCCAGCUUAUCCCAGGACAGAGCGUCUUAGACUGGGGAGAGCCACUGGAGCCAGGCCCCGACUCAGAGGAGUUCCUCCGACCGCCAGUCCACCCCACUCCUGCUGAGAAGAAGGUGUUCACAAAGAUUGUCAAGUCCAUCUGGAAGCCUUGGAAGUACCUGACAGGAGAUGAGGAAGGUACCCAAGCACCAACUGGACUGGCAGGGGAAGAGGGGACAGUCACAAAAAAGACAGAUGACAAGUCAAAUUCAUCCAGGACAUCAUCACCAGGUUUGUUUUCUUGGAGUAGUUCAUGGUUCAGCAGUCCCUCUAGGGAGAACUCUACACCAGCCAGUGAAGAAUCACCCACUCAUUUGGCAUCUACUUUGGCCGCCUCCAGUAACUCUAUGACUACAGAGAGCACCAAGAGCUGGAAGAAUUCAGAGACACACAUGUCCACUGCCUCCAGCUCUGCUGCAGAAAUCACCUCAUUCAGUGGAGAAACCUGGGUCCGCGUUGAAGCGAAGACCACCACCCAACCAGGUGAAAAGAGGGAGGAGACCGUGACCUCUCGAGCCGGCGGUAGAGGCGGCAGAGGCAGGAAGAAGAACAGAGGGGAGGACAGAAGCAAAGGAGAUGACAAGGGGAGAGGAGAGGAUAAGGGAAAAGCAGAAGACGAGGGGAGCGGAGAAAUCACUGGUGCAGAAGCCAAAGGUGAGAUACAAGUUUCACGUCGACCAGUUGGAACAAGUAAACCAAGAGAAAGAUCCAGAGAAAGAUCUAGAGAGAGGGGUCACAGGAAGGGACAGUCCACAACCACCACGACUACUACUACCACCACUAGUCCUCUGGAGCUCACAGUGAUGACCACAACUGUGUCGGAAAGUGCUGACUUAACUACAUCUGAAUCCCCGUCCACCUCACCAGUAGAAACACCAUCACCAUCAGUUUCAGAUCCAUCGCAGUCCCUCUCCUCAUCUCCAUUGCCGUCCGUCACUACGUCUGUGUCAGCAUCUCCAUCCUUUUCUCAACCAUCCCCAUCUCAAUCUCAGUUUGAAUCCCAGUCUCCCUCCCCAUCUCCAUCAAUUCCAUCUUCCUCCUCUCCAUCUCCAGUCACUUCCUCACCACCAUCCAAUUCCCAAACGCCAUCCCACUCACCCUCACCCUCACCCUCAUCAGCCCCUUCCCAUUCCCCAUCUCAAACUGUUGAAUCAGGGGACCCAGCUUCAUCUCCUCACACAGACGAACUGGACAGCUCCACUACUAACCCCCUGACAUCACUUAACUGGGUCCCGGUGGAGAAAGCAGUUCUGAACAGCUCUCUGGAUUAUCAUCCAUUACUGCCCGGACCCCCAGAUGAGGAGGAGCCUGCCUGGUCUCAUGCUGUGGGCUCGGGGGCUCUGUUACCUGGCAACAUGGAGGAGGAGAGCAACAAAGGAGGAGUCAACAUCAGUACCAUUACUCUCAGCCCAACAGUUGAGGUGGAGCCCUGCAUGACAAACCCGUGUCUGCACGGAGGAAAGUGCCUUCCUCAGGGAACGGGCUACAGCUGCUACUGCCCACAAGGAUACGCUGGGGAGAACUGUGAGAUUGAUGUAGAUGACUGCCACUCAGAGCCAUGUGAAAAUGGAGGCACUUGCAUUGACAAGAUUGAUUCAUUCCUCUGCCUUUGCCUGCCCAGCUACGGAGGAGACAUGUGCGAGAAAGACAUAGAAGGCUGCGAGCACGGUUGGAGGAAGUUCCACGGCCACUGCUACAGGUACUUCACUCACAGACACACCUGGGAGGAUGCAGAGAAAGACUGCAGAGAGCACAGUGCCCACCUCAGUAGUGUCGUCUCUACUACUGAGCAGGAGUUUAUCAAUGGUCUGGGUCAUGACAAUGCCUGGAUUGGACUAAAUGACCGCACAGUUGAGGAGGACUUUCAGUGGACUGAUGGCAACGAUCUGGUAUAUGAGAACUGGAGGGAGAGCCAGCCGGAUAACUUCUUUGCAGGUGGUGAGGACUGUGUGGUGACCAUUGCCCAUGAGGAUGGCAAGUGGAACGACGUGCCCUGCAACUACAACCUGCCCUACAUCUGCAAAAAAGGCACAGUGUUGUGUGGGACCCCGCCUGCAGUGGAGAACGCCCAUUUGAUAGGUCGGCGGAGGUCACACUAUGACAUCCAUGCAGUGGUCCGCUACCAGUGCUCUGAAGGCUUCUUCCAGCGUCACAUCCCCACUGCCCGCUGCCGGGCCGACGGGAGCUGGGAGAGACCCAGGAUCAUCUGCACAAAGUCCCGGCGAUCACACCGGUACCGACGCCACCACCACAAUCAGCGCCACGAACGCCGCAACCACAGGAGACACGGAGGAGACGGACACAAGGCCAGAGAGGACCCACACAGCUACUACUGAACCAAAUAAUACAAUAUCUGCAAUGCCUAGGUGCUAACCAUGGCCCAUAAAGACAGACAGUAGUUCACAUCACCCCAGAUUUCCUUUCCUUGCUUCUAACCAUGCUCUGUUUAGCUUUAUUCCUCCUGAUGAAUAAGGUUUUCUUACUCUAACAUACAGUUUAUCUACACACAUCUACCCUGUCUCUUGAUUUAGGGUGUUUUGAUGCUUCUUUUUGUCUUCAUCCUGCUUCCUUUAACCUGAGGUCCAUGCGAACACUAACUGUAACACACUAACUGUUGUUAAUGCCCCGCCUCCCUAACAUCUCAGUAAAUCCGCCUCCUGUCUAUGAACUAAAACCGUCUCUCUCGGCCUGUCACACUGACAGCAGUGUGUGAGCGUGUGUGAGCGUAUGCAUGUCAGAGAGAAACUUAGAAAAGUGCUGAGUCACUUUUUUAUGUAAAGGUUUGCUUGUUCCACAUGAAAAAUGACUCUCACCCUAGUAUUCUGUUUACAAAGCACAGAUGUAAUUGAUGCAAGAUAGCAUUCAGUCCCUGGUAACUCUGAGCUUUUUGUAUGUGUACUGUAGCUGUUACUUUUUCCAUAGAGCGCCUGACUAGCUGAUCUGUUUUAUUCUACUUACAUGCUUUUUUUCUAAUAUUUGCAGUGUUUUGGUGUUAUGUUACUAUUUAUUAUGAAUCAAUUGCUAGUGAAUAU